AUGAUGAGUGAAGAUACACCAUCAUCGUCUAAACGUUCUCUUCAAUUUUCUAUUGAAUUACCAUCCCCCCAAAGUACAACCUCUGAAAAUAUAAGCCCAAUCAAAAGUUUAAAUCCAUACCAAAACAAAUGGACAAUCAAAGGCAUAGUUACUCAUAAACGGUCUAUAAAGUCAUACAGUACAACUACUAAGAAUGGCCACGCCAUUAGUUUUGACAUUGUCGACACUGAGGGCUAUGAAAUUAGAGUUACAUGUUUUGACGAAAUAGCUCAGCUGCAUUCUGACCGUGUGGAAGUGGGUUCACAUUAUGUCAUUUCUAAGGGGUCCAUUAAGGAAGCAAACACAAGAUACAACAAACUAAACAACCAUUUAGAGAUCAUGAUGUCUGAUGCCUCCAUAUUAAAAUGUUGCAGCCAUGAAGAAGUACCAAAUCAACAACACUCUCCUUUCAUUCCUAUUAGUGAAGUGUUUCAACUAAUUAAUAAUACAUUAGUUGAUAUCAUUGGUGUUGUUUUACACGUUGGAGAUAUCAUUCCAAUCCAUAGGAAAGAUGGCACUCAAACACAGAAGCGAGUUGUUAGAAUUAAUGAUCUCUCAGGGUCAACAAUUGAUAUCAACCUAUGGGGUCCAAUAUCAGAACAAAGUGGACUAGAGUUAAAAAACAUGUUAACCAGUGAUAGUGUUCUUAUACUUGCUUUACGUAAUGCUCAUGUUGGUUAUUUUAAUGGUAAGGUUGUUAACAUAAUAUCUACAACAACAUUACAUAUUAAUCCUCCUUUUUCAGAGGCAGAACCCCUAAUAUUAAGAGGAAAUCUUCCCUUGCAUACUCCAGAUUUUUCUCCAGCAAUUACCCACAUUGAUGGCAAAUAUACUAGAAUGACUAUUUCAUCAAUCCGCGAACGUAUGAGUGUGAAACCAUAA
Cryptomeria japonica (Japanese cedar) is the source of this 921-nucleotide messenger RNA. RefSeq names its product replication protein A 70 kDa DNA-binding subunit A-like. Lineage: Eukaryota; Viridiplantae; Streptophyta; Pinopsida; Cupressales; Cupressaceae. The transcript has a single exon. The record is from RefSeq and is a predicted model, not a curated record. The coding region runs from base 1 to 921 and encodes 306 amino acids.